AUGUCGAAAGUGAUCACAUUCGUCACUGGCAACCAAAACAAGCUCCGUGAAGUCAAGUUGAUCUUGGAAAAAAGUGACAAUUUGUCAUGGACGCUUGAGUCUCAGUCGCUUGAUGUGCCUGAAAUCCAAGGUACGACCCAACAAGUGGCAUUGGCCAAGUGUCGUUCUGCUGCGCAGCAGCUCAAGGGACCUUGCAUCACGGAGGAUACUGCGCUGUCAUUUCAUGCACUGAAUGGUCUGCCAGGUCCUUACAUUAAAGACUUUCUAGGUAACUUGGGACACGAUGGCCUGAACCGCAUGCUUGCUGGCUUCGAUGACAAGGCUGCUACAGCUAUCUGCACAUUUGCGUACUGUGCAGGUCCGGAUGCGGAGCCCAUGUUGUUUGAGGGCACAACGCUUGGCCGUAUAGUACCGGCUCGUGGUCCGAACAAAUUUGGAUGGGACCCUAUCUUUGAAGUCGACGGCACCAGCAAGACGUUUGCCGAAAUGGAUGCAGACGAAAAGAAUGUCGUUUCGCACCGUUCUCGUGCGCUUGCCAAGCUCAAGGCGUAUCUCGAGACUAUGUAG
This is a messenger RNA of Malassezia restricta, 567 nucleotides long. Its product is annotated as inosine triphosphate pyrophosphatase. The coding region runs from base 1 to 567 and encodes 188 amino acids. Gene Ontology annotation, biological process: nucleoside triphosphate catabolic process. The transcript has 2 exons. Gene Ontology annotation, cellular component: cytoplasm. Gene Ontology annotation, molecular function: nucleoside triphosphate diphosphatase activity. The record is from RefSeq and is a predicted model, not a curated record. Lineage: Eukaryota; Fungi; Basidiomycota; Malasseziomycetes; Malasseziales; Malasseziaceae.